GAUCCGUGUACACGUGAAUAAACACUUAAUUUAGACAUUAGGCUCUGCCUCCACUAAAAUACACAGAGCCAAUAGGAAAAACCUACUUCGCGUGUUCUCAGACGUCAUUUAUUUGUUCCAGCUGUGGAUGAUAGCCAGUAUUUUUCGUCUGUUGUGAAAGAGCAGGUGAACUGAUUGCGGAUCUGACACACACAUGCCUGCAGCUACAGUCACUGACUUUCACUUCUGACUGACCGGCUGUCACACGGAGUCUAGUCGCUGUACCUGUGCCUUCAGUCCCACAAGGACAUACACUGAAAAACUUCGCCAUGGGUGAGUAGACUGAAGUGUGGGCGUAGCUGUUCAGUGGAGCAAGGAGCAAGAUAUCACAAGCAUAGUGUCCACAUUCUCACAAAAUAGACGAUGGGUGAAGCUGAAGAUGAGAAGAACCAGGCAGGACGGCUAUUUGAGAACUUUGUUCAGGCCAUUGACUGCAAAAGCACCCUGCAGGCCUUCAAUAUUAUGUGCAGUUACCUGGAGCUUGACCCUCUGGAGCACAGCACCUUCUACAGCGGCCUGAAGAGCAUGGUGACUUGCUGGAAAGCCAAAGCCCUUUGGGGUAAGCUGGACAAGAGAGCCAGCAACAAAGAGUACAAGAAUGGCAAAGCCUGUGAGGGCAUUAAGUGCUUGAUAAUUGGAGGGGGCCCCUGCGGCUUGCGGACUGCCAUCGAGUUAGCUUUCCUCGGAGCCAAAGUGGUGGUGAUAGAGAAGAGAGAUACAUUCUCCAGGAACAACGUCCUACAUCUCUGGCCCUACACCAUUCAUGACCUCAGGGCCUUAGGAGCCAAGAAGUUCUAUGGAAAGUUCUGUGCUGGAGCAAUAGACCACAUCAGCAUUCGGCAGCUCCAGCUCAUGCUCCUGAAGAUCGCUCUGCUUCUGGGUGUGGAGUUUCACGUAAUUGUGGAGUUCAUCAAGCUAGUGGAGCCUCCAGAGGACCAGGAGAACGAGGGGCCGGGCUGGAGGGCAGAGAUCCGGCCUGCGGAUCACCCUGUGGCCGACUUCAACUUUGAUGUGGUGGUGGGAGCUGAUGGGAGACGAAACUCUUUAGAAGGGUUCAGGAGGAAGGAAUUUCGUGGCAAACUGGCCAUCGCCAUAACGGCAAACUUUAUCAACAGAAACACCACCGCUGAGGCAAAGGUCGAAGAGAUAAGUGGAGUUGCCUUCAUCUUCAACCAGAAAUUCUUUCAGGAUCUCAAACAGGAAACUGGGAUUGAUCUAGAGAACAUCGUCUACUACAAAGACAACACACACUACUUUGUCAUGACGGCUAAGAAGCAGAGCUUGCUGGACAAGGGUGUCAUCAUUCAUGAUUAUAUCGACACUGAGGCACUGCUGAACAGUGAGAAUGUGAACCAAGAGGCUUUGCUGGCAUAUGCACGAGAGGCAGCCGACUACGCCACCCACUACCAGCUGCCCACGCUGGACUACGCCAUGAACCACUGCGGUCAGCCUGAUGUGGCCAUGUUUGAUUUCACGAGCAUGUACGCCUCAGAAAAUGCUGCUCUGGUCCGGGAGAGGUUUGGUCACGGUGUGCUGGUGGCACUAGUGGGAGACAGUCUUCUAGAGCCCUUCUGGCCUAUGGGGACCGGCUGUGCCCGUGGUUUCCUGGCAGCCUUUGACACGGCUUGGAUGGUAAAAAGUUGGGCGCAGAGUAGAAAUCCACUUGAGGUGCUGGCAGAGAGGGAGAGUCUGUACCGAUUGCUACCUCAGACAACACCUGAAAACAUCGCCAAAAACUUAGAUUUCUACACCAUAGAUCCAGGAACACGCUAUCCCAACCUUAAUUCAAACUGUGUGAGGCCACACCAGGUCCGCAACAACUAUAUCUGUGGAGAGAUGAAGUCGUGCUCUCUGGAACGGGCCGCCACGAUACGCCGCCCUGUCAACUUGGCCAGAAGAGAGUCUGAGAUCAGGCCGAGUCGGUUACUGAUGUGGUGUCAGAAGCAGACAGAGGGCUACAUGGGUGUGGAUGUGACUGACCUCACUUCCUGUUGGAUCAGUGGCCUGGCUUUCUGUGCUCUCAUACAUCGCUUCAGACCACAGCUCAUCGAUUAUGACUCUCUGAAUGAGCAAGACCGUGCCAAAAACCUUCAGUUGGCAUUUGAUGUGGCUGAGAAGGAGUUUGGCAUCAAGCCUUUAAUCACAGGGAAAGAGCUGGCGGCAGGUCAGGAGCCGGACAAGACCAGCAUGAGCAACUACCUCUCCAAGUUCUACGAGCUCUUCCGGGGAACGCCUCUACCUCCCUCAGAUUCAAAGCGAGAUGGUGAUGCAAAUAAUGAAAAAUGUCCAUCGGGUUCUCCCAGACCUGUUUACAAGUCAUUGAGUUUACUUCAGCCUCGUAAACGCAUUCCCAAGAAUGAUAAAAAGGUUGAAGACAAUGAUGCCAUAUACAAGAGAAAACGGAAAAUUAGUUACUUCGAAGAGACAACCAAAUCCUUCAAUCGGAGUUCUUCUGUGUCCAGUGAGGGGCGGGAACUGAAAGAAAACAAGGUCAAGUUUAUGGCCACUCAACUUCUAGCAAAAUUUGAAGACCGCACCGCAAGCUGCUCUGUUCGCAGACAGUCUGACUCUAAUGAUGAGAGGCCUCCAAAACCUCCGUCGCUUGAUAUGACUGAUAGCCCUCUCUUUAACAUUAUCAAGAAGAAAGUCCCACCACCUCCACCCCCUAAAAAACAGUUUCUGUCCGUUGCCUGUGUACGACACACUGAAGAGCCUUCAGCUCCUCUCUUCCCCUAGCUUCAUUCCAGUCCUCUGAAUCCACGGAGGAAACCACUUCACCCGACUCACACACACACUCACAAACAAUCAGAGGCAGAGAACA
Molecule: messenger RNA, 2860 nt
Organism: Sinocyclocheilus rhinocerous
Lineage: Eukaryota; Metazoa; Chordata; Actinopteri; Cypriniformes; Cyprinidae
Product: protein-methionine sulfoxide oxidase MICAL2-like
Exons: 18
Coding region: 403-2775 (790 amino acids)
Molecular function (GO): FAD binding; protein binding
Source: RefSeq, a predicted model, not a curated record